AAAUGCCUCCCCAGCCAGUGAAGCCCGCUCUCCGCACACUGGGCACCAGGGUCAUCCAAUCAUCACCCGCGCCACCAGCUCAAUUAUCAGCUCCUCCUGCUGGCAGUGGCAGAGACCACACGAUUGACUUUGCCGUCGUCGAGAGCGCCCUCCAUGCUCGCGGGUAAUGCAUAUUAUGCAAGCACAGCGCUGACACCCACCAGACCAGGCAUGGUCUCUCUUUUUGUCUCUGUUGCCGUCCGUGUACUUGUGUUGUGGCUGUGUGUGCCACCUGCAGGUAUGGUGUGACGCCCAUAUCCAUCCCGUCCGCUGCUGCCCAGAGCGAAAAGCCCCUCCUCCUGCCCGUGGUUGCCGGCGUUGCACACGUCUGCGAAAUACGAGCCCCCUCUGACCCCGAAGCAAAGGCGGUGCUCAGAGCCAUUGUCAGCUCCCAUGCGCCGCGGGAAGAAGAGGAUGAGGACGAGGAGUCCUUCGUUGAGAGCCUCCUGGUGGACAUCAGGGCGGUCAGUGAGGAAGGCGAGGAUGACAGCCCCCGUCGAAAGAGCCGGCGGGCGUGCGAGGUGGCCAUGGAUGACGAGCUCAAAACGGUGCUCAAGGCGGCGACCAUGAGGCAUCCGACGGUGCGGUCGAAGCUUUUCGGGUCUAUGGCGGUGGCGCACUCACUCGCGUACCCCCUCACAGUAGCCGAUAUGGCUCAUAUGGCCGCCGACACCGCCCAAGCUCCGUGGAAGGUGUUUCUCAGUGUCCUCAGCCUUCGCACAGGUCAAAGAGAGACUGAUACAAAGACGCAAGGGACCACAGAAUGUCACUCACGUUUCACAUGUCAUUUAUGUAUGCAUCAGGUGAGGUGGCGGUGAGUGUGCGUCUGCCUCCCCUCCUUGUCUGCCGUCGGCGAGUCCCACCAGCAGCCGACAAGACCGCUGAGGCACUCAGCCCACGCUCCCGCCGCAUGCGAAGAUACAGCUACGAGCCUGUCGAGGCCGCCGCCACACCAAGGACGCCGGGCACCCCUGCGAUAAGGCACCGCGUACCAAGCCACUUUGUGUCCCCCAGAAGCACACCUGCACCGAAGUCUGCGGGUCGGGCGGGACCGCCCCGUCGGCUGCGGACAGGCAUACAGUACAAGUUGGACGAGAGGAGGAGACAUGCUUUGCUCAGCGAAGGGCAUGUGGAGUCUCCCCCUCGAUCGCAUUCCCUACAGAGUGCCGAGGACAGGAUGGAGGCAGAGGAGAAGGCGCGCAAAGAGGGGCGACUCUUCACGCCCCUGAUGCAGCAGAGGCUCGCAGCCAGCGCGGCUGAGAGCGGGGCCUCCACACGGCGGCGGCCGCGUCUGAAGGAGGUGGUUCAGCGUGUGAUGCGGCAGCUGGCCAUGAUGCGCAUGGGGGCCAUGUUCGAGGGCUACCAGCUGCAGAUCAAGUGGAUGCAGCUCGUCGCACACGCUUCCUUUUUCACCUUCUUCUUCAAGAGGAAACGGGAGCUGGCCAUCGUGAGGACCGACCGAGAGCUGUGGACGGUGGGCAUGAUGGCGUCCGUCUAUGCCGCCAUCCGCAUGCAGGUCAGGUCAAGGAGGAGGGCGAAAGGACACAAAGGGCAGCCAGUCGCAUUUUGUGUGUUUUGCUGGAAGGGCGGGUGGGCGUGGCGUUCUGUUUGUGUGUGUGUGGUGAAGUGUAGGUGUUUCUUGCGGCACUGAGGUUGCGGUCUCCAGUGGCUUUCUGGUCCAACAACCUGACGGCCCUGCUGCAUCCACGCCCCCCGAUCACACAGCAACAAGCUGACAGGGCGAAAGGUGAGGAGGGAGGGAGACAUGGACCACUGCCUCAGAGAGCACCAGCUGAUGCAUCCAUCAAUGGCAAUUUCUCUCUCCUUUGUCUGCCUGCCCGCCUGCAGCCCUGAUUGCCCCCCUGCUCUCCCUCAUCCCUCAGCCGCUUCCAAGACGGCUGCCAUCCAGACCUCUCACCACACACUCCAUCCAGAGAAACAGGCAACACGACACCAGCCACCGAGACCACGACCGGCCUCCCACCCACCCCACAGCCACCACAGCAGCAGCUGGGGCUGCUCCAGCUGCUCCACGUCCACCGAGCCCCAGUAGUGGCAGCUUCCCCAACCUGGUCGAGGCCAUGGCGAGUGUGCCGCAGUCGGCUGUAUCGGUGGCUGCCCAGCCCCCGCCCAAUCAUGAGGUCUACAAGAUUAUGACAAGCCGGCCGGUGAGCAGCCAGCCGUCGAGCAAGGAGUCGUACAAGAGCGACAAAGGGGCUUUUUUUGACUGCGAGAAUGACGCGGCGCUCAUCCUGAGGCCAAAGUCGACUGACACGGAUACCAAAGAGCAGCGGCAGGAUGAGAUGGGAGGCAGAGACACGACUGAUGGCGGCCCCGUGGAGGGUCCCCGGACACGCACUCCACUCAAGAGCACCCCUGGCACAUCCGUCACGCCUCAACAGCCUCCCCAAUCACCCCUGCGGAUCCCCCUGCUGCCCCUGCAGAAAUUGCCACACGAGCCGACGACGAGCAGACAAACACAUCGGCAGGCGGCCAACGCCCACACAUCGCCCAGACAGGACGGCGUGAGCUUCGACCACUCCUACUCAAUGACCUGCUCCAGCAGAGCCUCGAGUCCGCGCAAGAGAGCUACUGGGGAGUAUUUUCACAGAAGGGACCCCGGCUACGAUGUGAGGUCGACCGAGCCCCUCUCUGAUCGGAAUUUGGAGAGAUUUGGCUUUGUCCUGGGCAGGAAGCUCAAGACGACCACCACCAGCAGCCCGCUGACCUUCCUCGACGUGCGCAACCGCACACUCAAAGGGCGAAACACCACCACCCACAUGACAGCCGAGGAUGCCGCCCGCAGGAUGGCUACACACAUCGAGCACCACCUCGUCCCUUUCCGCUGCGAUGGCUCCUUGCUCCCCCUGCUGCCUCUCCCUCCACCCAUGUGGCCCCUCACGGCCACCGCAAGCGAGAAAUUCCGCUCAUCAGCUCGUCGCGCCAGCCAAAUUUCGGAGAGCAGACGCGUGAGCACGGCCCUGCAGGCUCCCGCCGCCAGCUCGAGCGCAUCUGAGAGUGGUACUUCCGAGAGCGCCUCUGCGUCGGGAGAGCCGCAGACGACAGCUCAUGAGGACCGCCGGAUCGAGGCCAUGAUUGACCGGCAUAGAGCGCGCUUGUCUGCGGGCCAGAAGAGGAAGCGCCGUAGCAAGCUCACGUAUGCGGUGGCGCUGUUCCACCACCUUUUGAAGGCGAACAAGGCGCAGCGGCGCCGGGCGAGGGGGAGGGGGGAGGAGCCGCAGGCUCUGGCGUUGGGCCGGAGGGACUCGUGGAUGCUGCAGCUCGGUGAGUGAACCCAUCCAAAACACAACACAACACAACACAACACAAGAAAGCGAAAAACACACACGGUCUUCUUGCAUGUCUGUCAGAGUCGCUGCUGCAGCAGGGUGUGGACGUCAACAUCUCGCCUGACGCACUGCUGCAGACCCUCGAGGGCCGCACCAUCUCCCGCCAGAUCGCACAGAGGAUCAAGCGCAUCCACAUGGACGAAGAGGCCGCAACGAGCGCUGAGAAAGGGGGAGCCAGAGGAAUGAAGAUGGAGGACUAUCGCAAGAUGGAGCGCAACUUCCUCCGGAGGUUGCGCGAGAAGCGGGCGCAGAAACUCGCCGAGUGAGUGAGUGGCUGACCCCGCCAUUCACCAGCAACGUGACGUGUCUCUCUCACGUGCUUUCGUUGCAUGUUGUAUGUGUGCAGGCGUAGCGCUGCUGCGUUUAAGCGAUUGCUGCGGCAGGGGUCUUUUCGCUCGAGGGUGUCGCUCGAGUACUUUGACGAGCAGGUCAUAGCGCGACGCAUGCCCUCUCUGCAGAGGCUGAGGGUCCUCCUGCUGGUCGCAAGUGGCAACGAGGGCGUGCUGUAUGACUAUGAGGAAGCCGAUUCGCGCCGAUGCAUCCAGGACCACGCCCACGUAGGAAGCGGAGCACCUGUGUCUCGUGUUCUGUUUGUUUGUGUGUGUGUCUCCAUGCGUAGCCCUUUUUUUUCCCUUCCUUGUCAGCUUCGCGCACUCACCCGCCGCAAUGGCCUGCCUGGACCAGAUUCCACAGUCCACUCAAGAGUGUAUAAUUGCACCGCACCAAGCCGUGUGUGACCGGUGUCCACCGCUUGCCUGUGUGGGUGUGUGUGGACACUUUUUGUGCGGUCCCUUUAUGCAGGACACUGACUGGCUUGCUCGAGGCUGCGGUGUUCCGGCAGGCUGCCCUCUUCGACCGUGCCAACAAAGACAGGGAGGCCGUGCGGCAGAAAGCCAUGGCGCACAAGACAUAUGCGGUGAGUGAUAGACACCUCAACAAGCCCUCUCAGCUCUUUUCUAUUUCCACCACCAGGCCAGCCUGCCGUCCGGAUCGCGCCUCAUGUUUGAAUCAGAGGGCCCCCUGGCCAGGUCUCGCAACGAGCUGCUCAAUAAGAUGAAGCGCAUGGAGGUGCUGGCCGUCAACCCCAGGCACAGAAGAGGCGGCCUCACUGCCGACCACAGGCGGCCGGCGACGACCGAGCGGGCGGUUGAGGGCGGUGUGGGUGAGGAGUGCGUGGCGUCCAAGUGGGGGCCGUUUGUCGUGGGGCGGUUGGAGUCGAGGCGGAGGACAUCCGUCUUGUCCACCAGGGGCACGACUCCUGCAGGCCUGUACAACCUGCGUGUUGGUGGGCCUGAUGACGCGCUCAAACAGCAGGUCAACACCGUAGACGGCAUCAUCAAGUAAAGGAACCAACCAGCCAAAUAGUGCUUACCGACAACCAUGGGUGUCACUUCAUCCCUCCUCCCCUUGCAGGCGGGAGGAGCUGUACGAUCGCCAUCGGCGUCGGUCCAUGUCUCCCGGCCACCGGGCAUCGUCGCCCCCGUCCCCCCUCUCGCGGCCGGCAGCAUCGCCCACCACCCACCAGCCAACCGAACGGGGCACAUCCCCGUCGCCAUUCGGCCAUGAGCGUGUGGUGUCUCCUCAAGCAACCACACAGGCCUCGCUGAGAGGGUGGUCCAGGGGGGUUGAGGCGUGGGCAGAUCUGAAGGGCAAGGACACGGAGAGGAAGGCUGAUGCGGCCGUCUCUGUGCGGCCGACAACUACUGCCACCGGCGGCGGCAGCAAACUGCGAGAAGCGACGUAUGAGUACUUCGGUGAGUUUUGAAAUGGCCCUGGGAUUCCCCACCAUACAUGUCAUGUCUCUGUGAUGACGUGCGUCUCUGGUGCAGAGAAGUGUUUCUCAAUGACCUACGACAUCGCUGGUCUGAUCAAGGAGCUGGAUCACACCCUAGACCAGAGCAGAGAGCUGCUGACGGCCACGCAGAAGAGGAGGAGCAAGUACCAAUUGUAUCAGUACCUUUAUGGGCGAGAGAACGACAGUGCUUCCGGGAGCGGGGAGGAUUCUGACACUGUCAGGGGAGAGAAGAAGGCAUGGAGAGGAGGGGGUAAGCCGAACAAGGGUGCGAUGCAUGUGAAUGUCAUCAGAAGAAGGCAUCAGCCCAGGACAGGUGGACGGGACAGGUGGCAGUGAGUGAGUGAGUCGAUCUGCGCGUACACGUGUGGUGUAGCUUCCUUCCUUUGUUGGAUUUGUGUAUGCUUUCUCCUCCUCCUUCGGGGACGCUUUGUGCCCGUCUACCUGGAUGGUUUUGAUUGCGAUGGGCCCCUGCUGCUUCCCCCCACCCACCGCUCGCGUACCCUCACCCUCACCCUCACACACACCACCAUAUGGACAUCGUUG
Vitrella brassicaformis is the source of this 5727-nucleotide messenger RNA. NCBI's taxonomy places the organism in Eukaryota, Vitrellaceae. The record is from the annotation of a GenBank genome assembly.